Messenger RNA from Triticum turgidum subsp. durum (durum wheat), 2097 nucleotides. The record is from the annotation of a GenBank genome assembly. Lineage: Eukaryota; Viridiplantae; Streptophyta; Magnoliopsida; Poales; Poaceae.
AUGGACAGCAGCUUCGGCCGCCGGAGCAGCAGCCAUGGCGGCGUGGACGGCGAGUGGCGGCGGUGGGCGGUGCUGGUGGCGACGGUGUGGGUGCAGGCGCUGACGGGGACCAACUUCGACUUCUCGGCCUACUCGUCGGCGCUCAAGGCGUCUAUGGGCGUCUCCCAGCAGUCGCUCAACUACCUGGCCACCGCCUCCGACCUCGGCAAGGCCUUCGGCUGGUCCUCGGGGCUGGCGCUGCUCUACAUGCCGCUCCCGGCGGUGCUGCUCCUGUCCGCCGCGCUCGGCCUCGCCUCCUACGCCCUCCAGUACGGCAUCCUCCUCCCCUCCUCCACGCUCGCCGCCACCCUCCCCUACCCCGCGGUGUUCUUGAUCUGCCUGGCAGCAGGGUGCAGCAUCUGCUGGUUCAACACGGUCUGCUUCGUGGUCUGCAUACGCAGCUUCUCUGCAGCCAACCGCCCCCUGGCCCUCUCCCUCUCCAUAAGCUUCAACGGGCUCAGCGCCGCAUUCUACACCCUCUUCGCCAACGCUCUCUCCCCUUACUCACCAUCCGUCUACCUCCUCCUCAAUGCCACCCUCCCCCUCGCCGCCUCCAUCAUUGCGCUCCCAGCGAUCCUCCUCUGCCACCCACAUGAUCACAGCAGCCUCCACACUUUGCCAAAGCAUGACAGGCGUGUCUUCCUCUGCUUCUACACCAUCGCAUUUGUCACCGGCAUAUAUUUAGUGACCUUCGGUUCUGUCACCACAACCAGCUCUGCUGCAAGGGCCGUCCUCAUGGGCGCCAUGGCCCUCCUCACACUUCCUCUCAUCAUCCCUGCCGCCUCGAGCUGUUCUAGCGUGGGCACACAUGAUCCUGACACUGAAUUGACACUCAACCACAACGAUCCACAGAAGCCGCUCCUUCUCAACCAUGAUGACCACACGGAGACCAACGGCAGCAUGGCACAUAAAACAGUGGAAUGGCAGCCCAAGGGCUGUUGCUGUGGGACGAUACUGGACAAGGGCUGUGUGUUGGUUCUUGGUGAGGAGCAUAGUGCAAAGAAGCUCAUCCGAUGUGUCGAUUUUUGGCUCUACUACACAGCGUACUUCUGUGGUGCCACUGUUGGGCUGGUGUACAGCAACAACUUGGGGCAGAUUGCGCAAUCGUUGCAAUGUCAACCACAGCUCACCAUGCUUCUUGCAGUUUACUCCUCUUGCUCCUUCUUCGGCCGCCUUCUCUCUGCACUCCCUGACUUCCUUCACAGGGCCGCCGCGGCGCUCACCCUGGCCCCGCAUCGAAGGGUCCACCAUGUCCACAUGCCUUCCGGCCGCCCCUGCCCCUGCCGCACUUCUGCCGCUCCUCGGCGGCGCGCUCCGCGAUGCCGCGCGAAGCCGACAGUCAAGGGCGUGGUCGACGACGACGAGGACGCUUCCCGGGAAUCGGAGCCUGAAAGGAAUGAGGAGGAAGCUAUGACUGCGACGGGCACGCUGCCGGGAUGGCUCACGCUUGACACGGUUGGGAUGGAUAUCCUGAGCAUCGCCGCGCCCGCUGUGCUCGCGCUCGCCGCCGACCCCAUCGCUGCGCUCGUCGACACCGCCUUCGUCGGCCAUAUAGAUUGGGGUGUCCGUUUCAUCUACUGGAGGGUGUUGCUUGACCAUACAGACAAGCUGAUCCCAGCGUUUCAUCCCAAGAUGGUUAACACACCUCCUAAAUGGGAGAAGAAGAAGAAGCGGAGGAGGAGGAAGAUGCCUUGCCUGAACGUGUCGACGAACGUGAACCUGGAGGGGGUGGACACCUCCGCCGUCCUCGCCGACGCCUCCAGCACCGUCGCAACCAUCAUCGGCAAGCCGGAGAACGCGGCUGGAGGCCAGCUCGCGAAGGCAGAAACUUCAAGCCGACAUGUCCAUGAGCAACUCACCGCUCCAAGCCAGCUCACCGAGGAGUGGCGUGUUGCUCUAGGCCGACAAGCGGUGGACCACGACGACACAACCUCCUGUGCUGCUGCUACUCGCGCCAUCCGCCGUCAACGUGUCCGUGACUACGCCCUGCUGGGAGAGGUCGGCGACGACGCGGCGUCCAGCACGUCAGCGCCCACCGAGGUCAUCGAAAAGAAGUAG